AUGGGCAGUCGAAAACGAAAAGCCGACGACGAUGGAUUCGAUGAUAAUAUGUCCAUUUCCCCUACAAAUAGCCCCGCCCUAGCCACACGGCAAAUAACCCGACCUUCCAAGAAAAUCAGGGCCAACGAAAUUAGCGGUCGUCCUCUUAGCCUUCCUCGUCUUCUCGAAACACUUGAUGCUCAGUCGUUGAGAUCAGUCCUUCAAACAAUAUGCGAAAGACACCCAGAGAUCGGUUCGGAGAUUGUUACUUCAGCACCAAGACCAUCUGUGGCAUCGACUCUCGGUAUUCUUUUUAAAUAUCAGAACGAACUGCAGGAAGCUUUCCCUUAUGGCGGAAGCCCCGGAUCGGAUUAUGCCUACGAUCGAGUCAAGCACCAGCUCACAAACCUUAUUGAUGCUUUAGUCGAUUUCACACCCCAUUACCUUCCACCGAAUGAACAACAAACCGCUAUAUCCCUCAGCUUCCUUGAUAGUGCGACCAAAAUUGUUCACGAUCUUCCGAACUGGAAUAGUCAGUCUCAUAAACAUCACAAGGACAAUGCAUACGACGAGAUUUCGAGAGCUUGGGCUUUGGUGAUCAGUGAGGCUUCCAAACGUGGGGGAGGAUUUCAGCUUCAUUCUGGUGAAUGGGACCAAACGCUUAAUAGACAUAAUGAGCAGAGUGGAGGAAAGAUGCAAAUGGCAGUCAAUGCACUGAGCUCAAAUCUUGGUUGGAUGGGAGGUAAUUCUGGUAUGGGCUCUGGAGAAACAGAUUCUAUCCGCAGCCAACUUCUUUCGGGUCGGUAUGGUACUACCCAAAGUGUGCCAGUAGGAGGUCUCUGGUAA
Molecule: messenger RNA, 825 nt
Organism: Sclerotinia borealis F-4128
Lineage: Eukaryota; Fungi; Ascomycota; Leotiomycetes; Helotiales; Sclerotiniaceae
Source: the annotation of a GenBank genome assembly